AUGGAGAUGUCAUUCGACGACAGGGAGCUCCAUCAAAUCGAGGAGGAGCUUCAUACCGAGAUCCUUCCGGGAACGGAGAUCAUGACAGAUGUGGGAAGCCAUCACUUUGUCAAGAGCAGCGGAAAGUCCCACAGAGUCCUGGUUCCUCAGCCUUCCGAUCAUCCAAACGAUCCCUUAAACUGGGCGACUGGUUGGAAGAUUGCCGCCAUUAUUGCCUCGAGUACGGCGACCUUCGUUCAAGGCUUCGGGCCCUUGUCUCUCGCGCCUAUGUUUGGCGACUAUAUUGAAGCUUUCAACUGCUCUCUAGCGGAUGCAGUACAGUUCACCGGCGUGGCAAUUCUUGUUCUUGGCUUCAGUAACUUCAUCUGGGUGCCGUUGAGCACUUCAUUCGGUCGUCGACCCGUGUAUAUCGUGUCGAACUUGAUCUGUCUUGGUUCCUCGAUCUGGCGUGCCCGCGCUCAGACCUACGGCAGCUUUAUGGGCGCCUGUGUUCUGAAUGGAAUCGGUGCAGGACCUGCAGAAACUAUUCAGCCAGCCGUCAUUGCGGACAUUUUCUUUCUUCAUGACCGUGGAAAGUGGAAUACACUGUACUGGGUGGUGUACAUGGGCUCAUUGAUGAUCGCACCGAUCAUUUCCGGAGCCAUGGCAGAAAACGUCGGCUGGCGAGCCUUCUGGUGGUUCAAUACUGGUUUGAUCGGCCUCUCUACCCUAAUGAUCGUCUUCAUGUUCCCCGAGAGCAAAUGGCACAGACAACAUCCCAAUGAAAUUCACCACGAGGUCACGACCGGGGAAAAGCAGCCUAAUGGGGACACCAAGGAAAACAUCAAGUCUGAAGAAGAAAACGCAGACUCCGUGGCCGUUGCUCCAAUUCCCUUGACCGCCGUUGAGACUGCGGAACGCGACCCAUUCCUUGGAAAAGGCAAGCCCAGCAAGGCACAAUGGGGCUUUUACUCACCCAACCCACAUCCGAUCAAGAGCAUUUUGCUUGAUUUGUGGAUUCCUUGGAGAUUAUUCCCCUUCCCCAUUGUCCAAUUUGCGAGUUUCGUUGUCAGCUGGAGCUGCUCGUCAUUCUUGACGCUCAACUUGACACAGACACAGGCUUUUGCCGCGCCGCCCUACAACUGGAGCACUCAGACUAUUGGAUUCACGAACUUCGCCAUCUUCGCCGGAGCCAUGAUUGGUCUCGUCACAGCCGGACCGUUCUCGGACUGGGUUGCUGCGAAACUGACGGCAAGGAACGGCGGCAUCCGUGAGCCCGAAAUGCGUCUCGUCGCAAUGAUCCCGUACGUGAUCAUCAUGUAUCUGGGCAACAUCAUCGUCAGUGUCGGCUAUGAGAACCAAUGGCCUUGGGAGGCUAUCGUGAUCAUCGGCUACACGUGCGCCGGUCUCCAAGUAGCAGCACUUCCGGGUAUAGCAUCGACAUAUGCAGUUGACAGCUACAAGCCUGUUGCUGGCAGUCUGUUCGUUUCCAUCACCGUCAACAAGAAUCUUUGGGGCUAUGGCUUCAGCAAGUUCAUCACUAACUGGAUCAUUGACGACGGAUAUAUUCCUCCCAUCAUGACCAACGCUUCGUUGAUUCUGUUGUGGUGCCUAUUCGGAAUCUUGUUCUACUACAAGGGAAAGACAUUCAGACGCUGGACGAAAAACAGCCGAAUGCACAGAAUGUAA
This is a messenger RNA of Exophiala spinifera, 1668 nucleotides long. RefSeq lists its product as uncharacterized. Gene Ontology annotation, molecular function: transmembrane transporter activity. Lineage: Eukaryota; Fungi; Ascomycota; Eurotiomycetes; Chaetothyriales; Herpotrichiellaceae. Bases 1 to 1668 code for a protein of 555 amino acids. The transcript has 5 exons. Gene Ontology annotation, biological process: transmembrane transport. The record is from RefSeq and is a predicted model, not a curated record.